UGCCCCCGGAGGGAAUGGCACCCUGGACCAGGCCGGCCUCAAGCUCAACGUCAUUUGACGACAGCAUGUUUUUCGGAGUAGGAAAGUUACGUUUACUCGUCGGCUCCUCGGCCGUACCUGACACAGACUCGAGGGUCGAUCCUGGCUGGACCCUGCACGAAGUUCGAACCGAGCAGGCGGUCGCCUCGAUACGGGGUGGUAUUCAGCAAUCGGGGCCCUCUGCGGGCCGACUUGUGGAAUUCUGUGUGGAACAAGACAUCAUCAUCUCUCUGCAAUGGAAUCGACGAUGCCCUCGUACUAGCUCUUCUGCGCCGUCUGCGAGCUGCUCAUCAAGCUUCAACCCACGGCGUUAUCAGACAGGCAUCAUAUACGGUCUGAGAACUUGGAAUGGCACGCUUCUCGCUGGUAGACUGGCCUUCGGCCGACCCAGUCCUCAGGCUCCCACACCCAUACCUGACCCCGUACUUCAUCACAACCUCCAGCAAGGCGGUAUCAUCCUCCUCAGCAAGGCUAUACCAGCUGAGCACACCUGAACAUGCCGGGCCCCACACACAUGCUCCUCCAGAGCCACUGCACAGCACAAGUCUGCACUUCAGCGAGCCCGAGCAUCUCAAGUCCGGCGAGCUCCCUCCCCAGUCCAACAACACGGCAUGGGCCCGCGCACGGCGCUCGCCAAAGUCCAGCCUCAUCUGGGACGGCGACGCAGCACCAACGCUGGCACAGGCAUGGCUCUUCAUCUACGUGCUGUUUACCGUCAGGCCGGACGAGGAAUUCAUCCGCCUCAGCCUCGAGGGCACCGGCCAUGAGAUACUCGCAGACCAGCUGCGCGCCACCGUACUGGCCGUCGACCACCCGCAGGAUAGCAGCCCGGGCGCGAAGACACCGCCCGGGGAGCUGAUCCUGCUGCGGGCAUCCUUCUGGCAGGGCGCAGGGUCGCCCUUUGGAGCCCGCGGCGCCUGGGUUCCCACCGACCGGCCCGGAACCGUAUACGCCUCGGCCGCUACCCCAGCCCUGACGUACAUGAUGACCUCGAACGCGGGCACGGCGCAGGUAUGGCACCCCAGGCGGGCUCCCAAGCCCCGCCCGGGCAGCACAGUCUACUCGAGGUGGGUGCCGCACCUGCGCGAGACCUUCAGCAUGGUGGCGCUGGACCACACCGACCCCUCGCACCUGGAACUAUUCCACAACUGGCAGAACGACCCGCGUGUCAGUGCCGGCUGGGAUGAAGCAGGCACGCUGGAACAGCACCGCGAGUACCUGCGGCGGGCGCACGAGGACCCGCACCGGCUCGCCGUCCUGGCGGCCUUUGACGGGGUUUUCUUUGCCUACUUUGAGACGUACUGGGCCCGUGAGGAUCCCCUGGGCGCGUACUAUCCGAGCCGCGACUUCGACCGCGGCCGCGAGAGCCUCGUCGGUGACGUCCGCUAUCGCGGCGCUCACCGCGUGGGCGCGUGGUGGAGCAGUCUCAUGCACUAUCUUUUCCUCGACGACCCGCGCACGAUGCAGGUCGUCGGAGACCCCAAGUUCACAAACUCGACCGUGCUGGCGUACGACCUUGUCCACGGGUUCAGCCUCGACAAGUUCGUCGACCUGCCGAACAAGAGGGGCGCGCUUAUGAGGUGCUCGCGUGAGCGCUUCUUCCAGAUCUGCCCGCUUGCCGAGGACGAGCGAGAGAGGAAGCAGAAGGUUGUCGGAGGGACGUUGGUCGGCUUGGUUCCAAAGCUCUGAUGUGCGAUGUACGGACCAAGUCGUGGGGAACGUAUUGUAUAUACAGCUGGCUGGCUGACUUUAUUUCAAAGCCAUAACUAUAUACAUCUAGAAUUGGGCUCA
Messenger RNA from Diaporthe batatas, 1830 nucleotides. RefSeq lists its product as uncharacterized. Gene Ontology annotation, biological process: siderophore biosynthetic process. The record is from RefSeq and is a predicted model, not a curated record. NCBI's taxonomy places the organism in Eukaryota, Fungi, Ascomycota, Sordariomycetes, Diaporthales, Diaporthaceae. The coding region runs from base 388 to 1728 and encodes 446 amino acids. The transcript has a single exon.